Molecule: messenger RNA, 345 nt
Organism: Quercus robur (English oak)
Lineage: Eukaryota; Viridiplantae; Streptophyta; Magnoliopsida; Fagales; Fagaceae
Product: 21 kDa protein-like
Exons: 1
Coding region: 1-345 (114 amino acids)
Biological process (GO): negative regulation of catalytic activity
Molecular function (GO): enzyme inhibitor activity
Source: RefSeq, a predicted model, not a curated record
AUGGUGGUGAAUAUCUCAAAAAGCCAGGGAAUGAAUCCUAAAGUUGUUGCUUCUAUGAAGGACUGUGUGGAGGAGCUUAGUGAUUCAGUGUACGAGCUGAACAAGUCUAUAAGAGAGAUGAACAAUGUUAAGGGCUCUAACUUUCAGCUUAUGAUAAAUGAUAUUAAUAUACAGACUUGGGUUAGUGCUGUUUUGACGGAUGAGACUUCGUGCACUGAUGGAUUUCAAGGGAAAGCCAUAAAUGGGAACGUGAAGACCCUUGCGAUGGGUAGAAUUGUGAACGUUGCACAAUUGACUAGCAAUGCCUUGGCUUUGAUUAAUCGAUAUGCCUGUCUUCAAGGUUAA